Molecule: messenger RNA, 790 nt
Organism: Betta splendens (Siamese fighting fish)
Lineage: Eukaryota; Metazoa; Chordata; Actinopteri; Anabantiformes; Osphronemidae
Product: ecto-ADP-ribosyltransferase 5-like
Exons: 1
Coding region: 95-790 (231 amino acids)
Molecular function (GO): NAD+-protein-arginine ADP-ribosyltransferase activity; NAD+ poly-ADP-ribosyltransferase activity
Source: RefSeq, a predicted model, not a curated record
UGUAUGAGUAAAGAGAUGAACGCAUCUGCUGUGCACUGAUGUAUGUUAAUGUUUUAACUUUGAUGCCUGGUUGUUACAGACUUUUCCACUGGACAUGGCUGCACAAUCUGUUGAUGACAUGUACCAAGGCUGUAGUGACAGAAUGAACGCAAAGGCAAAUAUGUACCUGCUGAAUGAGACAAACAUGGACAUGAACUAUAAAAUGGCCUGGCAGAUAUCUGAAAAAGCCUACUGGAAUAAAUAUAAACUGAUAAAACCACUGGAAAAAGAUCUAUUCAAGGCAAUUUAUGUUUACACUCUCAACAAACCAGCAAUCUAUCCUGACCUGAACAAUGCAGUUCGAUCCCAGAAAUCCCAGUAUAAGACCUCAUUCAGGUACCAUGCACUUCACUUCUUCCUGACCAGAGCCAUCCAAACUCUCAAAGCUGGGAAGCCUAAAGGAAAAUGUCUGACCAGCUAUCGUAGGACCAGUGUUUACUUCAGUCAAGUUUUUGUCCAGAAGGAGUUUCGCUUUGGCUCCUUCACGUCCAGCUCACGGGGAGAUUAUCUUGGAGCCCACUUUGGGGGCAAGUCAUGCUUUAAGAUUGUCACAUGCUUUGGAGCAGACAUCCAGCGUUAUUCUGUGUAUGGAGACGAAAGAGAGGUUCUUAUUCCUCCUUAUGAGGUAUUUAAAGUCACUAAAAUAAUUACGGGAACCAAACUAAACAGACAAAAAAGUUGUAACGUGAUCUAUGAAGUGCAGAGUGCAGGUACAUCCUCCAAUUUGAACUGUGCUCUUUUUCAUAAAUGA